Messenger RNA from Oldenlandia corymbosa var. corymbosa, 1182 nucleotides. NCBI's taxonomy places the organism in Eukaryota, Viridiplantae, Streptophyta, Magnoliopsida, Gentianales, Rubiaceae. The record is from the annotation of a GenBank genome assembly.
AUGUCUGACGAGAGAGUACAAAAAAGGUCAUUGAAAAAGAGCAUUCAGGAAUUCCAGAAAAGCAUCCAGGAGCACGAAGAAACAAGAACUAUAGCCUCCUUUGCCAAUAUUUCUCUUAAAACAGAUAGCAGCAGAAAGAGAUAUAUAAGAGAAGAAAUCGAUAAAAUUGGGAAACAGAAUAUUUCAGCUCAGAUUUUCACAUACCGUGAUUUGUCCAGUGUGACUGAUAAUUUCAAUUCCGAAAAAUUGAUUGGUGAAGGAGGUUUUGGUCGAGUAUAUAAAGGGCGUCUUGACAACAAAAACAUAGAUGUUGCAGUUAAGCAGUUAGACAGGAAUGGUUUUCAGGGAAACCGAGAAUUCCUUGUGGAAGUACUGAUGUUGAGUCUUCUUCAUCAUCCUAACCUUGUCAAUUUGGUCGGAUAUUGUUGUGAUGGUGACCAGAGAAUAUUAGUAUAUGAAUACAUGGAAAAAGGUUCACUUGAAGAUCACCUGCUUGAUAUUAGUCCAGAUAAAAAGCCUCUUGACUGGAAUACUAGGAUGAAAAUUGCCGAAGGUGCAGCAAGAGGCCUCGAGUACUUGCACGAAACAGCUAACCCUCCAGUGAUUUAUCGUGAUUUUAAAGCAUCUAACAUACUUUUAGACAAAGAAUAUAACCCAAAGCUUUCGGACUUUGGACUUGCAAAGUUAGGUCCAACCGGCGAUAAAAGCCAUGUAUCUACCAGAGUAAUGGGAACAUAUGGUUAUUGUGCGCCUGAGUAUGCUUUAACAGGUCAAUUGUCAACCAAAUCUGAUGUAUAUAGCUUCGGAGUAGUUUUUUUGGAGAUAAUCACAGGAAGGAGAGUCAUUGACAAUGCAAGACCAAGUGAGGAACAGAAUCUAAUUCAGUGGGCACAACCGUUGUUCAAAGACAAGAAGAAGUUUCAUCUAAUGGCAGACCCUUUAUUAGAAGGACACUAUCCAUUAAAGUCACUUUACCAAGCUCUUGCCAUUGCAGCAAUGUGUCUACAAGAAGAAGCUUCAGUUCGGCCUUUGAUUAGCGACGUAGUGACCGCACUGGAAUUUCUAUCAGGGGGCAAUGGAGGAGGGGAUGGAGAUGAUGAUGCAGAGGACUUGGUAAAUUCAAAGGAUCAAGGGACAGACGAUAAUGUACAUAAUAAUCUUGAGCCAAGUAAUUCAUCAUGA